Eutrema salsugineum is the source of this 276-nucleotide messenger RNA. RefSeq lists its product as uncharacterized. The record is from RefSeq and is a predicted model, not a curated record. The transcript has 2 exons. NCBI's taxonomy places the organism in Eukaryota, Viridiplantae, Streptophyta, Magnoliopsida, Brassicales, Brassicaceae. The coding region runs from base 1 to 276 and encodes 91 amino acids.
AUGAAGAUAUUACCAAGUCAAAAACACUCCCUAGUUCCACGGCCAAUUUUGUGCAAAAACAUGUCCGAGAAACCAGAGAAACAAGAGCUGCCACUAGAAACGAGUCCAUACACAAAGUAUGAAAAUAUUGAAGAUUACAAGAAGAACGCUUAUGGAACUUCCGGUCACGAAGAGGUUAAGCCUGGCCAAGGCGGCGGCACAACCGACGCACCGACCCUCUCCGGCAGUGCUCCUCCUUCCGCUGUAGAUUCAGCUAACCAACAAGCUAAGAAGUGA